AGCAAAGCACUGAGCAACUGCGGGGAACUUCCAAUUGCUCCGCGUAAGGUUUAGGAACUGAUCAAGGCUUACCAAGGUUUGAAGAUAACUUUAAAAAGGUGCUAAAUUUGGUGCAUUGAACACUACAUGUGAUGUGUAGAGUUGGAUAAAAGGCAUUGUCUUCUACAAGAACAUUCUACGGUUACAACUUUAACAAAAGGCAAGUAAUAGAGAAAGGGCGAGAAGCUUCGAAGAAUUUUCAUCCUCAUCCACUGCAUCCAAGCACUCGCUAUGUCGUCUAGUCUUGGAGACAGAAAAAAUGGAGUAAUUGUUGCGGAGGCCAGCAGUCUGAUCAUUCUGAAUGUGGUGUCGUUAGUCGGUAAUUUUCUCAUAUGUUGGACUGUGUUUCGCAGUAAGAGUCUCCGAACCACUACCAAUCUUUACAUCGUUGCUUUAGCUGUUGGUGAUCUCAGCUCAGCCAUAUUUGUGAUGCCAAUCUCAUCCGCGGUCUUGAUUACAGGAGAUUGGCGGUUCGGUGAUUUUUAUUGUAACAUUCAGGGUUUUUUUGUCGUACUGAACAUAUAUGUCUCACCUAGUCUGAUGACUUUGACGGCUUUCAACCGAUACGUGAGAAUUGUGAGGACAAAAAUGUAUCCCAGACUUUUUUCCUUGAGAAAAAGCAAAAUUUGGAUCAUCGCCGUGUGGUGUGUUGUGAUCGCGUACAUCUUGAUACAGGUUUUCGGGGGAAACCAGGCCAUCCGAUUUGUUCCUGGAUACGCAGUUUGCUCCACGACUCAUCUCAAAGAAACGCAGAAAAUCGUUCAUUACAGCAUCGUUAUCCCAGUUUUUGUUGUGGCUCCCAUUGUUAUUACAUCAUUCUGCUAUUACAAGAUUUUCCAAACCAUCAAACUUCAUAACAAGAAUGUAAUGCCGUCGUUAGAAGGCAGCAGUGACAAUUUCUCUCGAGCGAAAAUCUCUAGGCGUGAGUUGAAGAUCAGCAUGUCCCUAUUUGUCGUAGUAAUUGUGUUUGCAUUUUGUUGGAUCCCGUUAUGGGUUCUGGCUCUUCUGUUUCGCUUCAAACUCGUUAAGAGUCUACCAAGAAACGUGGCUUUGUUCGUCAGUUUCUUAGUGUUUUUCUCUUCCACCAUAAAUCCAUUCAUUUACGCUGGUAUGAACAGGUAUUUCCGGCGUGAGAUCCGUCAUGUCUGUGUGCCAGCGAGUAAACAUGAACCAGUCUCAGAGCGAACAAGACCAAGUGGAAAAACAGAUGAGGAGUUAGAUGAACCAAACCAAGCGUGUAUAAAUGGAGUGGAGCUGCAAGUUAAAGCCGCUUCUAAUGAAAACACUGAUUAGCCAGUGAAUACUUAUAAUCAAUGGGGAAAGAAGAAUCCAUCUUAUUUAAUACUAUAUGUACAAAAACGAAUUUAUUCAAUUGUCAUCAUGUUGAUUAAUCGACCGGCCAUGCAAAAUGAAUCCUACACUAUGUCAUUAAAACCUUAAUAUCAGAAUAACACAAGAGAUAUGGCUUUAAAGAAUGGCUUUUAUGAUUGAAUUAAAUAAUAGACCGAUAUUUGUCGCAAACAAUUACAAAAAGGCCGCUAUGUAAUAGAUGGUAAUCAAAAGUUAAUGAGGGAUAAUUUUCCACGCAUCAGGACUCGAUAUCCUCUGUUGCAUCUUUCUGGUGAUCUGAAUUCAAACUACUAUAUAUUUACUCCUGCUUUUGCAAAUCAAACUAGCAACUCAAAAAAGGCAAAAAUCCUUUCAUGAACUUGUUAAUAAUAUUGGCGGACAUUUACAAUUUAGUAAGAUAAGCAAGCUUGAUGAAUGUAUUUCUAAACUGCUCAGAUUGAAUAUAAGGAUCAAUCCAAAUGCGAGUAGAAUUCAUCACAUCAUGGGGUUAUGAAUAUUUAAUAGCAGUCCUAACUUGAUUCUUAACUGACGAGGGAUAUCAACCUUAAUGAAUAUUUUAAGUUGUACACUGAAAUUAUAACCAGGGGUAAAGAACUAUUCACCCUAAUGGUUUUUUAUGAAGCAUGAUGCGUAAUUGAAUCCUAACGAUCUGUUGCCAGGGUAAUCUUAGUAAUUAAGAACAUACUAAAUACUGGUCACCAGGUAUCAUUUGUACAUUUUUAGGUUUAGUCAUUAUUUAUAAAUAUGAUUGGUUUCAGUAUUUUCAGUGUAGAUUUUAGAAGGCUGCCGCAAUGUUAUGUUGAUGCAAUUAA
Molecule: messenger RNA, 2201 nt
Organism: Stylophora pistillata
Lineage: Eukaryota; Metazoa; Cnidaria; Anthozoa; Scleractinia; Pocilloporidae
Product: melatonin receptor type 1A-like
Biological process (GO): G protein-coupled receptor signaling pathway
Cellular component (GO): membrane
Molecular function (GO): G protein-coupled receptor activity
Source: RefSeq, a predicted model, not a curated record